AUGAGCUCCAACGACGAUGACAUUGCACAGCGAACACUUGCUGCUAAAAGAGAAGCCGAGAAGCUUAAAGAAAAGAUCAAGCGGAAAAAGGAGUCGCUGGCCGACACCACAUUGCCUCAGAAGGCUCAACAAGUUGAAGCGUUGCCAAGGUUAACGAUGAAGGUGCGAAGAACGCUCAAGGGUCAUCUUGCAAAGAUUUAUGCCAUGUCUUGGGCAGCCGAUAAGCGACAUCUUGUAUCCGCUUCACAGGAUGGCAAGUUACUUGUUUGGGAUGCGUAUACCACACACAAGUUGUAUGCAAUACCAUUGAGAUCUUCAUGGGUGAUGACAUGUGCCUAUUCCCCCUCGGGUCGCUAUGUAGCUUCAGGUGGCCUUGACAACAUGUGCUCCAUUUACAACUUGCAAACACGUGAUGGCCCAACGCGACCUGCUCGUGAACUUGUUGCCCAUUCGGGUUAUCUUAGCUGUUGUCGAUUCCGAAAUGAUCAACAAAUUCUUACAUCGAGUGGUGAUACGACGUGUCUCUUGUGGGAUAUUGAUGCAGGACAAAAGAUUGCAGAGUUUGCCGAUCAUACGGGUGAUGUAAUGAGUUUAUCUAUAUCGCCUAAUCCCAACAUCUUUUGCUCAGGUGCUUGCGAUGCAACAGCCAAAGUAUGGGAUAUACGAGCAAACAAGUGUGUACAGUCAUUCAGUGGUCAUGAAUCCGAUGUCAAUGCGGUUCAAUUCUUUCCAAACGGUCAAGCUGUAUCAACCGCUUCUGACGAUUCAACAUGCCGUUUGUUUGACCUUCGUGCCGAUUGCGAACUUGCUGUUUAUACCCAUGAAUCAAUCCUUUGUGGUAUCACAUCCAUCGAUUUCUCCAUUUCGGGUCGUUUACUCUUUGGCGGUUAUGAUGAUUACAAUUGCAAUGUUUGGGAUACGCUCAAGGGUGAACGAGUGGGUGUUCUUGCAGCACACGAAAAUAGAGUUUCUUGUCUUGGGGUUUCCAGUGAUGGCAUGGCUCUUUGUACGGGCAGCUGGGAUCAUCUACUAAAGGUAACAACAUGCACUCGCAAUUAUACAGCGUAUUGA
Messenger RNA from Lichtheimia ornata, 1071 nucleotides. Its product is annotated as guanine nucleotide-binding protein subunit beta. The record is from RefSeq and is a predicted model, not a curated record. Gene Ontology annotation, cellular component: cytoplasm; heterotrimeric G-protein complex. The transcript has 3 exons. NCBI's taxonomy places the organism in Eukaryota, Fungi, Mucoromycota, Mucoromycetes, Mucorales, Lichtheimiaceae. Bases 1 to 1071 code for a protein of 356 amino acids. Gene Ontology annotation, biological process: G protein-coupled receptor signaling pathway. Gene Ontology annotation, molecular function: signaling receptor complex adaptor activity; protein binding.